AUGCGGCGAAUGGUGCCACUAUAUCUAGCGCAGAUGCACAGGUUACAGAUGGAUGAUCCCGAUAUUCACCAUGAAUUCAUGCAAGGAAACUUUUGUGUAAACAAAAAUGAUAUCCCUUUCUGUGCCAUUGGACCGGACCACGCUAUAGAACACGUCAACAAGCUGAUGAAGAUUCGGGGAGGGCUGAAAGGUCUAACACAGCAACCAGCAGCCAUGGCAAGAUGGUUCCUUGUGACGCCAGAACUAAGUAGACUUGCGACGCAAGUUGACCACAUGGUGGGGUUACAAAGAGCUUCAUCAUCGCAUCAUCACGAUCUAAGCGAUGCGAUAACAAAUCGCUAUAAUGAUAAUGUACAGAAGCUGAAGGAUGUGCUCAAAGUGAGUGACCCUUUCGUGAAAGAGGGACGUCUUCUGGUGAACAUCAUCAAGAAAGCAGUAAUGCCAGAUGACAUCAAGGAGGGAGUCCUAACACGAGAUAAGAUCGGCCAAACGUUGUUUGACACAUUUGCUCAAGAGAGAAUUGUCGAAGUCAAGUUAAGUGUUUGGAGCCCCAUGAAAAAGGCAAAUCUGAAGUCAUGGAAGUCUGCUAAGCAAAAAAACAAAAACAAGACAACUUGUGGCGUCGCACCCUUAUAGGAUGAUAGAGCUCUCUUCGCACGCUUCUUAGUCGUCAUUCUCUCAAGGCCUGAUCUUGACAUAAAGGAACCCAUCAGUACCUUUGAGUUAGCCGGGUAUCCAAGGGCACUCUUCUUCUCUGAUGGCAGUUUGCGACACUGCACUACCAAGAGCAAGCUGAUGAACAUCCUAAAAAGCCUUUUACCGGCCCAACAGCAACCACAAACGUCUACAGUACAACCUCACUCUGCAGAUCCCUCCAGUAGGCAAGUGGUCAUUAUUGAUGCCAUGGCCGUCGUUCAGGCAAUGGGAAAGCCACUGUGGGUAAGAAAUGGGCGUCACCUAGCAAGCGAUUUCAUAGAAGUCAUUGAUUCUAAGUCUGAAGGUGCCACCAAGGUGCAUGUUGUAUUUGACCGCUACGAUAUCCCAAACUCCUUAAAGGAAGGAACGCGCCAGAAACGAACGGGCACAAGCAGAGCUGUGGUAUACUAGAUUACUGUGGAUGCUGUUAUUAACAAGAUCACGAUGAAGGAUCUUUUGAGCUGCAGCCAGAAUAAGGAGACAUUGGCUAUCUUCCUUGCAGCAAAACUUAUCGAGUGCAAGAAAAACUCGCAGACGACGCAUGUAGUAACCUCUAAAGCUGACUGUAUGGCUUCUAAUAGCGUACCGAUUCAGCAUUUAAGGAGUGAGCAGGAGGAAGCAGAUACUCCUAUGCUCCUACAUGCUCUAGACGCCACAGAGAGAGGAGCAACGUCCAUAACCAUUCAGAGUCCAGAUACAGACGUACUCAUUCUGACGCUCUGGGUUAACAAGAGACUUUGUCCAGACACUACAGUGAUUGUUGGAACAGGAGGAAAACGAAGAAGUAUUCCACUAGGCCCACUCUACGAGGCGGUAGGAGAAGAACUUGUGAAGGCUUUACCUGGCUUUCACGCUUUUUCAGGAUGUGAUCAGACAGGCACUAUCAGUGGAAAAAGCAAAGUGUGUUGUUGAAAUACACUAAAGAAAGCCGAACGAUCAGUACUCGAUGCCUUUUCCAGCCUGGGAACCAGCGACACCAUCCCGGAUGGUAUAUACAUGACGCUAGAGCGCUUUGUAUGCCAGUUGUACAUCCCAUCGACACAGCUAAGAACCAUAGGAGAGGUCCGAUGGCUGCUCUUUAG
Molecule: messenger RNA, 1778 nt
Organism: Porites evermanni
Lineage: Eukaryota; Metazoa; Cnidaria; Anthozoa; Scleractinia; Poritidae
Source: the annotation of a GenBank genome assembly